GCAUUUCUAAUUUCACCAUUUGUUGCCGUUUGCAACUCGCAUUAUUGGCUAACGAGCAAAAGAAGACUGUCCCUUCCAACUAGCUGAUAACAAUUCAAUUAUUAUCCGGGGUCGGGUUCCACCCGGUAAAAUUCGUGCUUCAUUUUUCUCUUCGCACUUUGGCAUGUUUACGUUUGUUAUAAUAUGUUGUUUGUUGGUGCAAUUAAAGGCCCUAGAAGUAGAUUUCAAGUCAGACUUCAGGACGAGGGCUGCUUUUCUUCAACAGUUCGGCUAUCUGGGUACUUCUGAUACUGUUCCAGUGGGCAUAAAUAUUCUGCCCGAAUUUGCUGCAGCUCGAUCCAUGUCUGGUGAUGACGAACUUGCUGGCAUGAAUGAGAUCCCGGUAGAAGUGGUAAAGAAACUACAGCUUUAUGCAGGGGUAGAGCAGUCAGGGGUGUUUGACGAUGACACUAUCGGGAUGAUGAUGACACCUCGCUGUCAAAACCCCGACAUCAUAGAUACGAGCAGUAGUUUGACGAGAUUCUUUCUUGGCCAAGAGGUUUCCAGACGGAAAAGAAACGCUGGUUGGUCAACACCGAAGUGGAAUAAACACGAUUUAACUUUUGCUCUUGAAAACACAACUCCCCAAAAUGAUCAAGCUAAGUUAGUGAUCAGUGCCGCCUUUACAGCCUGGGCAGAGUGUUCAACACUAUCCUUCAGACUGGUCGACAUAGCGCAGUCUCCAGAUAUCGAAGUGAAGUUCGCUAGCUGGCGCCACGACCCCCCUAAAGAUUGUUCCUUUGAUGGCCCUGGUGGAGUCAAGGCCCAUGCAUUUUACCCUCCCCUUGGAAAAGCACAUUUCGACGAGGAUGAGGAUUGGUCUAACAAUUGUGAGCUCUAUUCGGUAGCUCUGCACGAGAUAGGCCAUCUGCUGGGUCUCGGACAUUCCUUCCACAAGACCUCUAUCAUGUUCGCAUACUUCAACACAGAUUUCGUCAAAGAACGCUGUGAAGGAGGAAAUAGCCGACCACUUUCUUCCCAUGAUAUCGACAACAUCCGGUCCCUAUACGGGUCGGAGAGUUGCGACAAAGCUGAGGAUCCGAAAGUAGUGACAGCCUCGACUUCAGAGGGUCCCGGUGGUAUCGACGAAUUCACCACAACUCCAACAUCUGCAACUACAUCAGCUGCAGAUGAAGAGGAAAUAACAACCUCAGAAACACCUUCUCAAAAGCAAACAACUAACACUUUCUCAGGAUCUGUUCUUGCAACCUUUGCCACGGACGGUCCCAACAAUUGGCAGUUAAAAUGCGGUGAGAUAACGGAAAAUAUUCUGAGCAGCCCGUACUAUCCAGAGAUUUAUCCGAAUGGGAUGAAUUGCACCUGGACGAUCAGUAUUCCUCCAGGAAUGAGAGCGGUCACUAUGCACUUUAUUAAGUUUGAACUGGAGGAUGGGGGAGAAGAGUGCGCGUUUGAUUACCUCCAAAUUAUAGAACAGGAUGGCAUUUUAUUGUCACAUAAACUGUGUGGGCCGCAAACUCAGUCCCUUACAUUUGAGUCUAAAGUUCUGACUAUCAAUUUUAUCUCUGAUUCCUUAAAACAAGCAGCUGGAUUCAAAAUUCUGCUUAUCUAUGAAGCUGAGCAACCAAAGCCCCCAUGCAGAACUGUUCUAGAAGACUCUGAGGGUUUGGUGACACAAGACCAUCCAGUCCUAGAUGAUCAUGAAGAAUGCGUCUAUGUAAUAAACUCGACUGAUCCUAACAAAGAAAUCCUAAUCAUAGUUGACCACAUAGGAGACCAUUGUUCAAGGUAUGAACUGCUUGAAUCUGAGGAGGAUGGCGAAGAAAGUUUGAUCGGAAGCUGCUCUGAGGAUGGAACAGGGGUCACCUACUUCACCUCUAGUACAUUCUUCAUCAAGUUCAAGCCCCAAGAGUCCGGAAGUUUCUCAGUGAAGUACUACACUAUAUCAUCUGAGGGAUAUCAGGGCUGUUCUGUCUAUGGGACACGUGACUACAACAGACAAUUCCUGGAAAGUGGAAUUUGGCAGCCAUUCACCGACACCGCUAAUCUGUACUUCCCAAACACGGACUGCAUUCUUUACAUUCCACGGAACGACCAGGGAAGGGAGCUGAUUGUGAAAAUCGAUAGCAUGAACAUCGAGUAUGACAAAAACUGCAAAUAUGACUUUGUAGAGGUGUACACGGCGGAGAAUGGAACUGCUCAAAGAUACUGUGGGCAAGGGGCGUUAGAGUUCCGCACCCUUGGAGACACCCUUGUUUACUUCCACAGUGACGGGUCAGUUGAGGAAAGUGGUCUGGUGUUGGAGUACGAGGUCUUUGAAUGCGUACACCAACUGAAUUCCUCACAGUAUUUAACAAUGAAUGGUAUCUCACUGGAAGGAGACUGUUCCUACAAUUACGGGAUGGAAACGAAGUCAUUUGCUUGCUUCGAUUUCAGUUCUCCUGUCGAUGGUUACGGAAGGUGUGAGGGAAAUGUUGAGGUUGUGGAUGCCGGAAGCAGGGACGGAGCUGGAGUGAAAUACUGUGACAACUUUUCCACCAUUUUAGACGGAGGAGAAGUUAUUAAAGCAAGUCAGAGUAAAGACGGAGCUGAGAAUCACGGUCUGGGUUAUGUUGAGAUAGAUGCUGGUAGCCAUUGCUACAAGAAAAUUAGUGUAACAAGCACAAGGGACAGGAGCUUCUCCUUCAGAACCGCGCCAAAGGGCAAACAGUGCAUCGUCCACUUAGUCGCACAACCUGGAUAUCGCCUUGUUCUUUCUCCCUAUUCAGUAAAUUUGAAGCGAACGUGUCAGUCAAGGGAGCACAUACGGAUCUUCCAGUCGAACGAAGGCUGUGGCGGUGAGAUUAAAGUAUGCCAAUCAAUGAGAAAUAUCGUUAUCAAUAGCAAUGAAGCAUUUGUGAUCUUUUCAUUGAUAGACAGGAAAUCAAAGUUCAGUCUAAAGGUAAGACAGGAGUAUGGAACAGUGAAAUCAAGUGCUUGUCUUGGAACCUGUGAUGUGAACUUCACAGAACGUCCCACAGUGAGUGCUAGCGUGUUCACGGCUACAACAUCAAGUCCCGAGGACGUUGGAAAUCAUGACAAUAAUGAAUACAUCCGAGACCGGGACGAAAUAGAGGGGUCAAGAUUUGGAGGGCUACCUGGUGGUGGUGGUGGAGGUAGAGCACCUGGAGGACGAGGCUAAUCAUUCGGCAGCGGAGAUUGGGUAUAGAGACUGAAGACUCAUAGUCAUUGAAGGGAUUGUAUUAUAGCUAAUAAAUGCUAUUAAUUUGAAUUAACUUUGAAUUUAUCAAUAUGGCAAGUAUUUUUGUCGUGAAAUCUUUGCCGUUGGACUGGAAGGGAAUGUAUAUUGGAUGUUUUCUUGGGUAAUUUCUUUUAUAUAAUGAAUUUUAAAAGAUUCUA
Molecule: messenger RNA, 3396 nt
Organism: Bolinopsis microptera
Lineage: Eukaryota; Metazoa; Ctenophora; Tentaculata; Lobata; Bolinopsidae
Product: cubilin-like
Exons: 2
Coding region: 164-3178 (1004 amino acids)
Biological process (GO): extracellular matrix organization; collagen catabolic process; proteolysis
Cellular component (GO): extracellular matrix
Molecular function (GO): metalloendopeptidase activity; zinc ion binding
Source: RefSeq, a predicted model, not a curated record